Fusarium subglutinans is the source of this 3969-nucleotide messenger RNA. Its product is annotated as serine threonine kinase. The transcript has 3 exons. The record is from RefSeq and is a predicted model, not a curated record. Gene Ontology annotation, cellular component: synapse; membrane; axon initial segment. Gene Ontology annotation, molecular function: ATP binding; transmembrane transporter binding; protein kinase activity. Gene Ontology annotation, biological process: protein phosphorylation; negative regulation of delayed rectifier potassium channel activity; neuronal action potential. NCBI's taxonomy places the organism in Eukaryota, Fungi, Ascomycota, Sordariomycetes, Hypocreales, Nectriaceae. The coding region runs from base 1 to 3969 and encodes 1322 amino acids.
AUGGAGUUCUCCUCAGCGUUCACCUUUCGGCCACAGCCUCAAGAUACCCAGGAAUCCACUAGUGAAGAUCCUAUUCCCGUCCCAUCUCCUGGGACUCACUGCCCUCACUUUGCGGGGUUUAUAGCAGUGUCUUUCGCAAAUGGUGAUAACGAUAUAGGCCUGCAGCCUGUGAUAUCGAAUGCCGCCCCCACAUUUCGAGAUGUAUCGCUCGGUGGUGGCUCGUUCGAUGUUCGAAAGGUCAAAGCGUCUUCCUUUCCGAUUGGUCUGGGUACGGAGAUCUUGAAAGGCUGCAAAUAUGUCGCUGUUAAACAUCCAAGAACGCAAGAUGAUGGUUCUGUGUCAUUUGCCGACAUCGCUUUGGAACUACAGAUCUUGCGGCACCCUCCUGUCAAGAAACACGAGAAUAUUGUCGACUUUUUAGCUAUCAUGUAUCAUGAUACCGGAAACAAGGAGGGAAUAACUGUUGUUCCCGCUCUGGUCCUUGAAUAUGCCGAGUAUGGAAAUCUCAAGUCAUAUCAAGAAGCAGGCUACGCACGGUCGCUGCACGAGAAGCUAGACAUUGCUAUCGACGCGGCCAGGGGUCUUGAAGGCCUUCACGAAGCAGGAAUUGUCCAUGGCGAUGUCAAGCCUUCUAAUCUUCUCGUCUUCAAACACCCAACCAAAAAGACCAUUGUCAAAGUCAGCGACUUUGGGUUUGCGAUGCCAAUGCAAGGAGGCCAGCUCAUCGGAAGUACCGAGGUUUACCGUGCACCUGAAGGAGAGACAGCACAUUUUAACAGCCGCUACCUUCGUCAACAAGACAUCUACUCUUUCGGCUUGACGCUAUGGACCAUCCUUGGUGAUGGAGUGGCUUACCACAGCACUUUACCCGACGGCGAUAAGCUGGAGAGUAUCUGGAAACUUAAAAAGACCAACCUCAUAGCGAGCCUUGCUACUUUCAAUGUCUUACAUCGCUUGCGAAACGAGAAAUAUCCACUCAUGACACUUGCGAAACUCAUUCUCACAUGCUUACAGUGCGCCCCGGAGAAACGAUUCUCAAGCAUGUCCAAAAUUAUCGAUCAUCUCGACGUGACAAAGUCUCUCGUCAACAGUACGGAUGGGCGUGAUAGUCCAAAUGCUAGCGCUCUAAGAGCUGUCCUUCCUACCUUCGAGAGCAUUGUGUAUAGGGCCAAGAUCCCCACGAAUGAUGAUGAGAGAUCCGAAAGGACGAUUCUCAAAGGCCUCACUACUGUGGUCUUUGCAUAUCUACGCCAGGAGCUCGGUCUUCAGAACAAUCCUGCAAGCAUUGAUCCAUGGCAGAUAUGUAAUAUGAUGACUCACUUCUUGCCAAAGGCACAUGAGCGUUACUAUUCAUCAUUUAGCCAGGACGAAACUCCCUUUAUCGCUGCGCUCCAGGGAAUCUCGAAAUCGAGACUUGAGAAGACGAUGUCAGAGCUCUUACCAACCAUAUCGCAACUCUUACCCAGGGAGGCAACCCCAAGUGGAACGAGCGAAGCUCAGCCUGUAUCUGCUGUGAAUGCCUGUUUACUUAUCUUGGACUGUGCUGGACUUCUGAAUGAGCCAUUCAAUACCGAAUUGUUUUCAUUGGUUACAACCAAAUCGAAAGCGGAACCAAUGCAGCUUUUCAAAGACGAAGACUUCAUCCCUGAUAUUAAGAAAAGCUCACACAUCUUGCAAAAGACGCCAAAGGCUGCCCGGGUCGCCCUUUUCAAUAGUCUGAAGACUAUCUUUGAGACAUCCACCAGUCUGAACGAAAGAGCUCGAGCCGCCCUCAACCUUGCUAGUGCCUAUAUGGACGAUAUAGGAGUUGAGUACGAUUCAAAGUCGGCAGCUUAUUAUGUUCGUCAAGCAGCCCAGCUCGGUUCCGAAGAGGCUAGAACUCUCUAUAUAUCUGUGUUCUCUCACGUUCCUGACCAAGAGGUUCCAGAUGAAGAGAUACUACGUACCUGGGUUGCCGAGUCCGCCCAAGCCGGGAACCCAGUUGCUCUUCAGAAACUGAAAGCGAACUGGCCUUCCGACUGGCGACAAGCUAAGCAGAAGCUUCAGCUCGAUGAACUAACUCGUCUCGGUGUCAAUGCUGAUGCGUGUGAGGACUUGUCUUCAAUGUUGGAAGCCUUGUCUUUGAGUGAAGUCGAGUUCGUCUUCUCCAGAGAUCUGCUUUUAUGGAGUAUCGUUUUGGACAAGCCAGAUGUGAUGACUAUCUGUCUAGAUCAAAAUCGUGGCUUGGCCCAAUUAGUCCUGCAGAAUGAGGAGACCCCUUUACUCGUCGCGGCUCGCCUUGGCCGAAAACGCAUUCUAGAGACGAUAUUGCAGCACCCCAGCUGUGGGAUUGCUGCACAGAUCGCGGACGAAAGAGGUAUAACGCCUCUUCACUGGCUCUGCUCCUUCGAAGACGAAGACCAUGAAACCAUCGCAAAACUUCUGGUCAGCAAAGGCGCCGAGCUAAACUCCCCUGCUUGUGUAAUAUUACGCACCCAAUAUGGAAUAAGGGUUGACGACAAUGGGAUUCUGUCUCACACCCCUUUGCACUGGGCUAUCACACAGAAAAGACUCACUGCAGUGGAUGUUCUCCUCCAACUGGGUGCAGAUCCAACGUUCUGUAUGGAGGUAGGGGAUGGGGAGGCGUCGCACCUCUCACCACUUGAGCUUGCAUGUGGACUUUGUUACUCACCAGUUGUUGAACGGCUUCUACAAGAGCCGUCAGUUCAGCUGGAAGCCAGCAAGGUAAAACCAAUGGUAGGUGGAGGUGAACUAAUGUAUUUGCCUCUUUUCCAUGUUAUAUCCGGAACCCCUCGUUGGCAACGGGUGUUGACAUUAGGUGUCGACUUUGAAUUGGAGACAAAGAAGACAAUGAAAGCCCUAAUCGAGAAAGGCGCACCCACAGAUUCUGUCUUGCAACUCGGGAGCCAUGUCAAGAUGGCAGCCGUGCUUGCAACGGCGUACCAUCAAUGCGCGGCAGAUCUUAUGAUCUCAGGCCUUGAGUUCGGCUUCGCGAAUGAGAUCAACGCUACCUUUGGAAGAAUAUCCAGUGGAGGUUCAGCUCUGUUUCUGGCGAUUACGCAUGGAGACCGCGAUAUGUUCAAGGCUCUUAUCGACGCCGGUGCAGAUAUCGAUGCGGUAGAUGAUGAUGGUCUCAACGCGCUUCACCGUGCUGCAAAAGAGACAGAUGACGUCUUCUUUGUUGAGAAACUUCUAGAAAAGGGCCUCCCAGUCGAUCCGACCACGCCAGAGCCUUUGAGCGCUUUCUACGUUGCCACUUACAGUGGAAAUCUUACUGUUGCACAGUAUCUCUUCGAUCAUGGCGCGGAUAGAGACCGCAUUUCUACGUCUGCGGGGAAGAGCAUAAUGUCAGACAUGCUCUUAACGGGUACUAGGAAUGCCCUCCAUCGAGUCAAGUUCUUACUCAGUCUUCCGGACCGCAAUGGCUCCGAUGGAUUCAUGGUCAACGUCGGCCAUGACACGUUUUCAUUAUUCCACUUUACUAUCAAGUACAUGGGGGAAUUCGCCGAAGACAACGAGGUCGCUGGAAUCGCGAUUGUCGAACUCCUUCGGAAGUACAACACUCAAGACCAGCUUGACAACACAGCGGGACCAUACAAGAUGACUGCAAUAGCAGUAGCCGCCGAAUCUGGCAACUAUUUCGCCGUGAAGCGACUUCUCGAGUACGGCGCAAGCCCAAGUAUUCCGGAUCACUAUGGCCGAACGGCGUUGGACCUGGUUUACAGAAGACACUAUUUCCCAGAAAACCUUCCAGCUUUGAAAGAAGCAGAUUUGGACGAUGACAAGGUUGUGAAUAAGAUUUUGAAGGCCACGAAUGAGAACACGACCGAGGUGAUGAGUCUUCUUAAGUCAUAUAACGCUGAGACAGCCAGUUGGAGUGCACCAUCCUGGGCUGAGACUGAUAGUGGAUUUCGUAGCUUGGAUUGGGUUUUGGAGCGCCUGCGCAAAGAUCGUAAAUCUGGAGGUUAG